ACUUGACAGACUGACCUGACCGUCCAUGUCACUUUACUCUUCUUGAAAGUAGACAGCCUCAUCUUCUUUCAUCAUAUAUCCAUCUCUCCCGUGCUUCUCUGUUUCCCCCAUCCAAUUUGCUGUCUCCGAGCAGCAGCUUGAGUUCAGCCAAGAUGUCAGCCUCUCUUGCACCUGAAUGCAACGAGGUGAAAGAGCGCUACGACACAUGCUUUCUAAAGUGGUACAGCGAAAAAUACCUCCGGGGUGUCGGCAGUGACAACAAUGAGUGCGCCGACUUGUUUAAGAACUACCAAAGUUGCUUAACGACGGCCAUAAGGGAAAGAGGAAUCGACAAGCUGGUCGACGAGGCACGGGAAGACCAGAAGGAGAACGACGCCAUACACAUGAAACGAAAAUGUGAGAAUACAAUGAGCCUUUCAUACCCCCGGCAGGACUGCAAUUAUUCACUGGGAUACUUGGUGUUCAAGGAACUGAUUUGGGAGGGUGAGGAAAUGGGUACAAGUUGGAGCCACGGAGAGCGUUUUAUGUGCUUACAUGUGAAAUAUAUUUCGAUUUUAGACGCAUCUCAACUUUAAUUGCUUAUUCACAUUUAGGUACACAACUGGC
Messenger RNA from Sodiomyces alkalinus F11, 606 nucleotides. RefSeq lists its product as hypothetical. NCBI's taxonomy places the organism in Eukaryota, Fungi, Ascomycota, Sordariomycetes, Glomerellales, Plectosphaerellaceae. The record is from RefSeq and is a predicted model, not a curated record. The transcript is spliced from 5 exons. The annotation marks the transcript as partial.